Sebastes umbrosus (honeycomb rockfish) is the source of this 11364-nucleotide messenger RNA. RefSeq names its product calcium voltage-gated channel subunit alpha1 Ia (gene cacna1ia). Gene Ontology annotation, molecular function: voltage-gated sodium channel activity; low voltage-gated calcium channel activity. Gene Ontology annotation, biological process: positive regulation of calcium ion-dependent exocytosis; neuronal action potential; membrane depolarization during action potential. The record is from RefSeq and is a predicted model, not a curated record. The transcript has 38 exons. Lineage: Eukaryota; Metazoa; Chordata; Actinopteri; Perciformes; Sebastidae. The coding region runs from base 1106 to 8236 and encodes 2376 amino acids. Gene Ontology annotation, cellular component: voltage-gated calcium channel complex; plasma membrane; voltage-gated sodium channel complex.
UUGACGCUCUGGAGAGAUGAAUGAAUGAGUGAGCCUCAUGGAUCGUGGGGAAUAAUCAGAAACAAUAUGAACUUUUCUUUCUGAUCGUUGAUCGUUCCCAGUGGAGCACAUUUUUUUUUUUUUUUUUAGAAUUUAUUGUUUGUUUUUUUUGUCUUUUUUCCCGCGUGCAUCAGUCAGGAGGAUCCUCGCGUGAACCCUUCAGUGGGAUAUCUGGUGUCUGCAUGAAGAGGCUGAGAGGCUGGCUGUGACUGAGGCGACCCUCCAUCUCCAUCAGGCGUUCCACCGGCAGCAGGAGGAAGAGGAAGAGGAGGAAGAGGAAGAAGAGGACCGCGGCUGCAGGAUGAAGUGAAGCUGAACAUUUGAGUGUUUUAUUUUUAGUGUCUGCAGGUGAUUAACUGUUGAAAUUUGGGGUUUGAAAACAGGCACGCCUUUUUGGAUUCUGGGAAUUUCAAGUUGAUGUGUCGGAAUGCUCUGAGAAGAUGUGACAUGUUCUGGAGAGAAGAUGCUCUAAAACAUGCUGCAUGGAGAAACCGGACACACAUUUCUCUCAUGCAUCGUGCAGAAGUGUUCCCAAAUUCCUCAUUGCAUGCAGCUUUAAAGUGGAACUCAUCAUCAUCUUUGACAUUUUCCUGUCUCGGAUUAGUCGUUUUUAGGAAUCCCCAAAAAUAAACUUGGCUCGGUGGAAAAAAAUUUGCACCGUUUGAUAUUUUUCUUCUCGUCUUUCUGGAGAUGUGAGUCCAGUGGAGUCCAGAGGAGACCAGAGACCAGAGGAGACCAGUGCGCACCACGCACGCAGAGUCGCCAACAAGGCUGCAACGCGCAAACCCAGUUUUGCACCGCCGGGCUUUGCUCUACAGCGUCGCAGCGACCAGUUCCUCCAUUAGUCCUCCAUCAGUCCUCCUCCAGUCCUCCGCUGUCUUUCUCUCUCUCUCUCCGCUGAAAUGCCUCCGUGUGCGCCGCUUCCAUCAAUGGCCAGUGGAUAGUGAUUCUCCAUGGUGGUCACCGCGGCCAGGUGGGCUCAGAGAAGGAGAAACCUCGGCUGUUUGGUCCACUAAAUCCUGGACACACCUUUUUUAAUGUCAGUCAAGAUCUCGGCUGGGUCGCCAUGACGAGCGAGGAGUGUCCUGUGCCGCUGGGGAGCAUUUCCUCAGCAGGGCCAGGGCUGAGCGAGGAAUACGGCUCGGCGCAGGACGAUGACAUCAUCGAGGAAGUGGGACUGGGUGACGACGUCAGCGUUGGCAGCGACCUGAGCGCCCUUGUGUUGCCCUUCCCGGAGCUGGCGCCCGUGGUCUUCUUCUGCCUCAAGCAGACCACCUGUCCUCGCAACUGGUGCAUCCGUAUGGUGUUGAGCCCGUGGUUCGAGAGGAUUAGCAUCAUGGUGAUCCUGCUCAACUGUGUGACACUGGGCAUGUACCAGCCCUGUGAGAACAUCGACUGCACCUCGGACCGCUGCCAGAUACUGCAGGCCUUCGAUGCAUUCAUCUACAUCUUCUUUGCGUUGGAGAUGGUGGUAAAGAUGGUGGCUCUCGGGAUCUUUGGCCGCCGCUGUUACCUGGGAGACACCUGGAACAGGCUGGACUUCUUCAUCGUCAUGUCUGGGAUGGUAGAGUACUCGCUGGACCUGCAGAACAUCAACCUGUCGGCCAUCCGCACAGUGCGGGUCCUCCGGCCCCUCAAAGCCAUCAACAGAGUGCCAAGUAUGCGUAUCCUGGUGAACCUGCUGCUAGACACUCUCCCCAUGCUGGGCAACGUGCUGCUGCUCUGCUUCUUCGUCUUCUUCAUCUUCGGCAUCAUCGGCGUGCAGCUGUGGGCGGGGCUGCUGAGGAACCGCUGCUACCUGGAGACCAACUUCACCAUCUCUUCAGGUAUGACCCCGCCUACUCCGUACUACCAGCCAGAGGAAAAUGACGAGCGCCCCUUCAUCUGCUCCCUGGCGUCCGACAACGGCAUCAUGUCGUGCAACGAUGUGCCGGCGAGGCGAGAAGGAGGACGCACGUGCUGCCUGGACAGGGAGGACGCGCUCCACAGACAGUCGCUGGGCUUGAGUCCCGAGCCGCUGGCCAACGGCAGCGGCCCCGGCGAGGCGGUGGGUCUGUGCAUCAACUGGAACCAGUACUACACUCGAUGCCACACGGGAAGUACGAACCCCCACAAAGGUGCCAUCAGCUUUGACAACAUUGUCUACGCCUGGAUCGUCAUCUUUCAGGUGAUCACGCUGGAGGGCUGGGUGGAGAUCAUGUAUUACGUGAUGGAUGCCCAUUCCUUCUACAACUUCAUCUACUUCAUUUUGCUCAUCAUUAUUGGUUCAUUCUUCAUGAUCAACCUGUGCCUGGUGGUCAUCGCCACCCAGUUCUCGGAGACCAAACAGCGGGAACACCAGCUGAUGCAGGAGCAGAGGGCGCAGUGCCUGUCCUCGUCCACCCUGGCCAGCAUGGCCGAGCCGGGAGACUGCUACGAGGAGAUCUUCCAACUGGUCUGCCACGUCCUCCGCAAGGCUAAGAGGAGGUCGGCGGCGCUCUACUACACGCUGAGGGGCAAACCCCCGCCAGCUGGUGGAGGCAGGGGUAACAGGCGUGGCGGAGGGAAUGUCAACGGAGAGCGGCAUCAUUCCAAGCACCCAAAAACCUCCCACUGUCCUCACCAAGCAAACAAACAGGACCACGGCUCUCCGCCGCUGGCCAACUCCAUCAGCUUGUCCGUCCCCCAGAACCCCGAGGACUGCCCUAUGUGUGCGUUAUCACUGGAGGAGGGGGUCAGGGCCGCGGGGGACUCCAACGCCAACGGGGAGGAAGACGAGGAGGAUGCGGUGAAAGAGACGGGCAAGGAAGAGAACCAUCUGGAGGAGAAGGGAGACGGAGAGAGGAAGAGGAAGAGGACGUGCUUUGGACAUUGUAUAGACAUUUGGAAUGACAUGAGGAGGAAACUUUGGGGUAUUGUGGAGAGCAAGUACUUCAGCAGGGGCAUCAUGAUCGCUAUCCUCAUCAACACCAUCAGCAUGGGCAUCGAGCAUCACAACCAGCCCGAGGAGCUGACCAACGUCCUGGAGAUCUGCAACAUCGUCUUCACCAGCAUGUUCACCCUGGAGAUGAUCCUGAAGCUGACUGCUUUCGGCUUCUUUGAGUACCUGAGGAACCCCUAUAACAUCUUCGACGGCAUCAUCGUCAUCAUCAGCGUGUGUGAGAUCAUCGGCCAGGCUGACGGCGGCCUGUCAGUGCUGAGGACCUUCAGGCUGCUGAGGGUCAUUAAGCUGGUGAGGUUCAUGCCGGCGCUGAGACGGCAGCUGGUGGUGCUGAUGAAGACGAUGGACAACGUGGCCACUUUCUGCAUGUUGCUUAUGCUCUUCAUCUUCAUCUUCAGCAUCCUGGGGAUGCAUAUCUUUGGUUGUAAGUUCAGUCUGAAGACGGACGCAGGAGACACGGUGCCUGACAGGAAGAACUUUGACUCCCUGCUCUGGGCCAUCGUCACUGUCUUUCAGAUCCUGACUCAGGAGGACUGGAACAUGGUGCUGUACAACGGCAUGGCGUCCACCUCGCCCUGCGCUGCUCUCUACUUCGUAGCUCUUAUGACGUUUGGAAACUACGUGCUCUUCAAUCUGCUGGUUGCCAUCUUGGUCGAGGGUUUCCAAGCUGAAGGCGAUGCGAACCGCUCUUACUCGGACGACGACAGGUCUUCCUGUAAUUUCGAGGAGAACGAUAAGCAGAAAGACUCUCUGCAGCUCUCAGACCCAAAGAUCUGCACACUAACUCCUAAUGGACACCUGGACUUGUCCCCGCUGCCCCACGGCCUGUAUCCAGGAGAGAGGUUGACCUUUGCUCUGGGCUCCAGGAAGAACAGCGUCAUUUCUCUGGGGAGGGCCAACUUGGAGCAGAGGGCCAUGUUUCCAGGUCGAGGUUACCACAACUGGGGCCGCCCGCUUCCCCCCCACGCUCAGGCCUUGUGGGCCCGUCGCUCCAGCUGGAACAGCCUGGGAGGAUGCCGGCCCUGCUCCUCCUCGUCUCCCUCCGCCAGCCCGGCCUUCACCCCCACCUCUGCGAGGCCCUUCUACGGCCACGGCCUGGGGGGUCUCGGGGGAGUGGUCGGAGGAAGCCUUCGUAUCCGGGGUCCCCGUGCCUCUUCAUCCCCGCACCGCCACCUCCACCUCCACCACAUCCAUCCGGACGAGGAGGAGUCUCUCCUCUCUCCUCCUCCCGCCGUCGCUCCACGCUCUCUUCACCUUCCCCAUCCCAUGCUCUCGGGUCCCUUUGUACCCAGGAGGGACCGCAGAGCUCUGUCAUUAGAGCUGCCCCACCCGCUGCAGGUCCCGGGACCCCCGCACCUUCCUCCGCUGCUGCCGCACCACCCGCUGCCCCCCGUGACGCUCCACGCUCACAGGAAGAAGAGCUUCUCUGGUGGGAUGGUGAUCAGUGGUGGUGGCGGUGGUGGCGGUGGCGGCGGUGGUGGGCUCGACAGUCUGGGUGGCUUAGGAGGGGUACAUCAAGACUGUAAUGGCAAGACUCCUCUGUCUCAGCUUCUCCAGCCUCCUCCUAGACACCACACUGAGCCGGCUGGAGGGCCCAACCCCCAGAGCCAGCUGAUGGCCGACGUCUUCCCCCAGGUUAACACACGCAGCAAGGACCGCGAGGACCUGGACGAUGACAUUGAAUAUAGCUUGUGCUUCCGCAUCCAGAAGACGUUAGAAGCGCACAAACCAGAGUGGUGUGAGAGCAGAGAGGACUGGUCCGUCUUCCUAUUCUCCCCACGGAACAAGUUCAGACAGAUAUGCCAGUCCAUCAUAGCCCAUAAGCUGUUUGACUACGUGGUGCUGGCCUUCAUCUUCUCCAACUGCAUUACAGUAGCUCUGGAGAGGCCCAAGAUCCUCCAGGGCAGCUUGGAGAGAGUCUUUCUCACCAUCUCCAACUACAUCUUUACUGCCAUCUUUGUGAGCGAGAUGGCACUCAAGGUGAUUUCCAUGGGUCUGUACGUGGGUGACCACUCGUAUCUCCGGAGCAGCUGGAACAUCCUGGAUGGCUUCCUGGUUUUCGUGUCUUUGGUUGACAUUGUGGUGUCCAUGGCGGGCGGGGCCAAGAUCCUGGGUGUGCUCAGAGUGCUCAGGCUGCUCAGAACGCUGCGUCCACUCAGGGUGAUCAGCAGAGCUCCAGGUCUGAAGCUGGUGGUGGAGACCCUCAUCACCUCCCUCAAACCCAUCGGCAACAUCGUCCUCAUCUGUUGUGCGUUCUUCAUCAUCUUCGGUAUUCUCGGGGUACAGCUGUUUAAAGGAAAGUUCUUCUACUGCUUCGGCCCCGACGUCAAAAACAUCACCAACAAGUCCGACUGUCUGCAAGCCAACUACAAGUGGGUCCACCACAAGUACAACUUUGACAACCUGGGACAGGCCCUGAUGUCCCUGUUUGUACUCGCCUCCAAGGACGGCUGGGUCAACAUCAUGUAUCACGGUCUGGAUGCUGUGGCUGUGGACCAUCAGCCGGUGACCAACAACAACCCGUGGAUGCUGCUGUACUUCAUCUCCUUCCUCCUCAUCGUUAGCUUCUUCGUCCUCAACAUGUUCGUCGGCGUGGUGGUGGAGAACUUCCACAAGUGCCGACAGCACCAGGAGGUGGAGGAGGCCAAGAGGCGCGAGGAGAAGCGUCAGCGGCGCAUGGAAAAGAAGAGGAGAAAAGCCCAGAAGCUGCCCUACUUCUCCAGCUACGGAAGCGUACGCCUGAUGAUCCACACACUGUGCACAAACCACUACCUGGACCUCAUCAUCACCUUCAUCAUCGCCAUCAACGUCAUCACCAUGUCCUUAGAGCACUACAGUCAACCUCGUUCUCUCGAUCUCGCCCUGAAGUACUGCAACUAUUUCUUCACUUCCACGUUCGUGCUGGAAUCAGUACUCAAACUCAUCGCCUUCGGCUUUCGCCGCUUCUUCAAAGAGAGGUGGAACCAGUUGGACCUCGCCAUUGUGCUUCUGUCGGUGAUGGGCAUCACCCUGGAAGAGAUCGAGAUCAGUUCUGCCCUGCCCAUCAACCCCACCAUCAUCAGGAUCAUGAGAGUAUUGAGGAUAGCAAGAGUGCUGAAGCUGCUGAAGAUGGCGACAGGAAUGAGAGCCCUACUGGAUACGGUGGUCCAAGCCCUGCCUCAGGUGGGUAACCUGGGCCUGCUCUUCAUGCUGCUGUUUUUCAUCUACGCCGCCUUAGGAGUAGAGCUAUUUGGAGAACUUGUCUGCAACGAAGACUACCCAUGUGAGGGAAUGAGUCGUCACGCUACCUUUGAGAACUUUGGCAUGGCCUUCCUUACCUUGUUUCAAGUCUCCACGGGCGACAACUGGAAUGGCAUCAUGAAGGACACAUUGCGGGAGUGCCCACCGGAUCACGGCACUAACGUGGAGUACGCCUGCAACCCUAGCCUUCAGUUCAUCUCGCCCAUGUACUUUGUCUCCUUCGUGCUCACCGCCCAGUUCGUGCUCAUCAAUGUGGUGGUGGCCGUGCUGAUGAAGCACCUGGACGACUCCAACAAGGAGGCCCAAGAGGAGGCGGAGAUGGAUGCAGAAAUUGAGCUGGAGCUGGCCCAGGGCACCCUCUGUUGCAUGGGCGCCCCCAGCUGUGGGGGUGGGAGGGUAGAGAAAGGACUGAUCGCCGCCGGACCCGGAGGCACGGCGGGGGGGAAGGACAGAGGAUGUGCGAGUGGAGAGGGGAGGGGAGACAGAGUCAGGAAGAUGCGACAUUCAGCGGGCAGUGCGCACUCGGGAGCGUACAGCUUCCGUGACUCCAGCCGGACCCUGUACUCACCAGCACAAGAGAGCCAAUGGCUGGACAGCGUGUCUCUUCUGAUCAAGGACACGUUGGAGGGGGAGAUGCUGAUGAUCGACAACCUCUCUGGUUCUGUCUUCCACCACUAUUCCUCUCCUACACCAAUCUGCAGAGAUUGCAAGAGCCACCCACAAGAGCAGAUCAGGUUGGCAGAGAUCGAGCAGGCGUCGCUGAAGUCGGAGCAACUGUCGGACAAGUCCUCGUCCCCCGCCCUGCCAGAUGACCUCAGCCUGGACGAACACACCGCCUACCAGCUGCUGGCACAAGAGAGCAAGGGGAGGUGCAGCAGUGACUCCCACAGCUCGGAGGAGGCCGGUGGAGGUGGAGGGAGUCAGACGGUGGUGCAGAGCCAGGUGCAAGGGGGGUCGGGCCAGCCGUGCCGGGCCCUCGACGCCGCCAUCGAGGUGGAGGCCGCCAUGCAGGAGAUGGAGAUGCAAACACACCAAGCACAUAUGUGCUCACCUCACUGUAGCCCUGGUGGUGUUUCCAGCAGCAGCAACAAGAAGGAAAGAAACAAAGGAGGAGGAGGAGGAGGAGGAGCCAGUGGCAUUUCUCCUCUCUUCCAUCUGCCUGCAGAGUUCUUCCACCCUGCAGGAGCAGCCAUCCCAGCACCCCCCCGCAGCAGGAGCCUACGGUUGUCCAGGGGCCUUCGGCUGACCUCCCCAGACUCCUGGGCUUCGCUCCGCUCCCCAGGAGCCCACAGCAAGAUGCUCUGUUCACAGUACCCGUCCCGCAGUGACUCGUCCCUCGCUACAGGCAGCUCUGAGGGCAGCCUCCAGACCACCCUGGAGGAGGGACUGAGCUUCAGCGUCUCUCCACCACAGAACCUGGAGUUGCCCUUGCCGGCAGCUCCCUUACCGCUCGUGUGCCCGCUCCCGCUGCCCGAAGACGGCACCGCCAUCUCCUCCCCGGUCCAGACCCUGAGACCGAGGCCGUGCCCCUCCUCGGCCCUCACCCUCCAGGCCACCCGGGGCCACCAGCGGAGCCAAAGCAGCGGCCGAGGUAGCACCAGCCCGGGCUACACCCGCGACGACUCCAUCGAUCCUUCGGACGAGGACCUGGGCAUCGGCAUCGGAUCGUCGAUCGGCGGCUGCGGCUCCAGCCAAGCGGGCAACAGCGAACACUUAUCGGAGACGCUGAGCAGCUUGUCGCUGACAUCGCUGCUGUCGCCCAGCUCCCUGGUGUACCCGGGAGGGCUGGUGAAGAAGUGCAACAGCACAGGCAGCCUGGAACAAGGGGGGAUGCUGCUGUCGUCGCGGGGCAGGGAGGGCCGACGGGAGAUUCUGGGCUUGGAGCUCAUGGACCCCCAAGGCUUCUUGGCCAACCCCUGGACGGGGGUAUUAGUAGAUACAAGAAGAGGAGAAGGGGAAAUGGGCGACGGCGAGCAAGGGUUCAAAGGGAAGAGCUCGAGCCAAACAACAGUAGGGCCUUGUCGGAAAAACAGAUGAAACCUGCUGUUCGCUCUUCCUUUGUCUCUCCAUUCCUUGGAUCUAAACCCAUAGCUGUCCCUCUCACUCUCUCUGCUUCCAUCAGUGAGAGAGAGGCCUGAUGACACACGAUGUCCCGUAUUCCAAAACCAAACCCUCAUCUUGCCCCCUCAACCCCUUUCUAUACAUUUGUGACAAGCAUAUGUCCUAUUUUGUGCUACCUACGGGAGUGGUCUUGGUUGAGGAAGUAUCCUGCACAUUUAAGGCCCAAGGGGCCGAAGAUGGAUCCUUACACCCUCUUCGGGGCGGUAGCUGUAGGGGAGGACACGCUCACAUUGGAAGACCAGGAUGCCCGUUCAUAUCAGGGAGUCGACAGGAGCAGAGACAACAGAGCUUAAACUCACUAGAAAGAGUCUUGCGGUUGCUCUACUCCUUUUCCCCGUGUCGGCUUGGGUUCACUGAGGUUGAAAAUGCAAAAAUAGAAACUGAAAUCGCGAUCCAUGCCAACAGAGACCGUUUUGAUUGGUUUACGUCUCGGAUGGCAGUGCAGCAAGUAAGUGGGAGGAGGCUCGGGAAAUAUGUUUAGGAAGGAAGGAAGGAAGGAAGGCUGGGAAAAGGAGAAGGCAGGUCAUUUGUUUGGCCCGGGGAAAGCAGAAAGCGGAUCUAAUGUCCAUCUGUUCUGGCAGACGGAAACAACAGGUCCUACUCACUCUGGCGCUGGACCUUCUGCUGAGUUCAGAGUAAAAACGCAAGGUGGAGGAGAGUUCAAGAGUGUGUGUGUGUGCUCGUAGUGUGUGUGUGUGUGCCUCAGGUAUCCAAGGCAUGAAUUCCUAUCGUUCUCAUCACUUCACCAUACCUCUGUAGAGACGGGAGGUGUUGACUGAUGGAAGCUCCGUGCCUGGGUCAACUCAGUCUUUGAGUGGCAGCGGAAAAAAUGAAAAGAAAUUGAGGACUUGCGGAGGUAUAACCGUGCAUGGACUGACUCGUGAAAUUGGUUCUUUUCUAUCUCUCACAAACAUGAGGAAACGAAAGAGAGGUUCGGAUGGAGCUUCAUCAGAAGAAACAAUAACGUGUGCGCCAAAAAAAAAAAAGAAAUGCUUCACAGCUACUUAAUAAAGUGAGACCUCAAGCACACUCCACUUCCUCUCACCACGCUUAAGGAUUUAGCGACGAAUGGACGCGAGAGUUGCGCGGGACCUCGACUGCAUGAUGGAAUUGCAUUUAACCAAGAUUUUUUUUUUUUUUUUGUAUCUAUAUACAGAAGUGUAUCAAGAUGUCAAUGUUGGGUGAUAACCAUGUGAUUUCUAUUCCACUAUUUUUGUAGAAAAAGAGAAUAGGCACGUGCAAGUGUUGCCGUUACUUUGUCCCCUGUUUCAUUUGAACCCCGUAUGACUUGUUGUCUAGGACUUUUUUGUCUGCCAGUGGCUUCCAGUUUUAUAACAUUUUUUAAGGUGUGGGAAAACAACGAAGCAAAAAAUUUCAAAACUCUGUGUGCACUGAAGUGAUUUGUUCCCUCCAGCACAUUUUCUCUUUGGGAACACCGGUUUCCUCGUGGAUCUCUUUUUUUUUUCUUCAAAUAUGGGCGAGAUGAGAACAGCCAUAUUCACUCAGCACACGAGGAUCAUUCCUGGCUGCACACAGGGAACUUUGUUUUCUUUUUUUAGCCUCCUAUGCUAACCAUGAAUAGCAUAAACCAUCUCUACGAAAGCUUUAAUUUGACACCACAAUAACAUAUCGAUUACGGACACAUUUCGUGUUCCUUAAGCAUGGUUCUAGGAUUGCAAUACAGUAUGCUUUUUUUUUUUUUCUUGAACUGACACCAUGAUGCACUCAUCUUCUCUCCACACACAUGUUGUAGCAACCCUUUCACACACACACGGUGAACAAAUGUUUUAAUGCAAAGCUUAUUUCGGCUUCUGUCGCUCCAUCCAAAAAAAGGAGACGCUCAUCUUUAAGCCUGAUUUCCAGAGGUAGACUGUUGUAUCCUCAGUGUUUUCAUCAUUACCUUGUUUCAUUUCUCAAAAAGAAUGAGGUGAUGUGAGAGGGUUUGACCUUUUUUUUAUCAUGCAAAAUCACUUUGAUGACUAUGUUUUAUCACAUGGUGUUGGGUAUUAAUGAGUGAUAGUGUGUGGGAGUGAGUGUGUGUGUGUGUGAGUGUGUGUGUUUAUGACUUCAGGUGAAGUGAUUUGCCUUGUCCUGAAGUGUCCUGUUUUUGUCAGCGAGGAGAUUAAGGGUUGAAGAGGGGAAAACGCGAAGCAAACCAAGGGCUGUUUUAGCUUCAAAGAUAUGUCCUCCGAUCUUUCUGAGACAAAUCCUUGUGUCAGUGAACAUGGCAUCAAAGGUUAAAGCCUGACUACGCAGCAAUAAAUGUUCUAUGUGUAUGCCCUGAGUAAAUGAUGUCAAUGUGAUUUUUAUCUCCUCAGAACGCGACGGUAUUCCUUUACUGUCUGUUGAUUUUUUUGUGCUUCUACUCGUCUGAACUUUACAACCAAUCAGAUAGCACCUCUGCCCUCUCGGAGGCCAAUCAGUAAAGAGAGAGACGGGCCGCGAUUGGACGACAUGAACAAAUGAGGUUGUUGAACUCAGGUCGGGGGGUAAAAACCACUGGUGAAAUUUUAAAGCUAGCUGUGAAGGUGUGCUCAGACUGAGCGCCGAGCGGAUUUUUCACUUCGCUUUAUUCGCACAAAUUUUGGACUGCUGUAGUGUUUGUACGCCGCAAACAGCCACAGUCCAGAUGUUAGCUGUAACUACCUAGCAUUAGCAAUGCACCGACUGUGUGUGUGAGCAGCAGUGUGCCUUUGUACAGUAUCUGUGUGCUACACGAUCUGUUCUUUUCCUCCAGACUGUAUGUCCAAUAGCUCGGGAUAAGCACACUUGUUUGUUUGUUUUGCUAGAGUUUCAACUUGUGCGGACGCGUUUUUGCUUCAAUUCACGCCCCCCCCGAGCAAACCUUUCGUCCGACUCUACACUGAAUUCGUAUGCAAUCACGCCGCCUCUAAAAUUCUCUCCGCCUUCAGUCUGAACACACCUUAAGAGUGUACAAUUCACAUUUGUACAUAUCUUUGUAUUUUGAUCUGCAUGUGUGCAUUGCUGCCAGUGACCAUGAUUAUAUCGUUAGUAUGCAUUUCAUAAAGUUGUACAAAGUUAAA